AUGUGCAAACAUAUACUUAACGCUCAGGUUUCAAUUCGUGCACCAUGCUGUAAGCGUUGGUUUGAUUGUGCUGAAUGCCAUGCAGAAGCAUCAGAUCAUGAAUUAGCAAAGUCCAUUGAGAUGGUUUUUGCCUGCAAAAAAUGUAAAAAAUGUUUCCGUAAAGAUCUGGAGAAUUUUGAUGAAACAGAUGAAUAUUGCCCUCACUGUGACAAUCAUUAUGUGUUGGAAGCCAAAACUCCUUCCUUUGGGAUUGGCGUUGAAGGGGAUGAUCCAAGGCUUGAUAAUAGAUUGAUUAAAGAUGAACGUAUAAAACAGGAUCCUAAAAAGAGUAUUUUCAAUCAAGAUAUUACAUAUAGAAUGGAUCGAAUUAGAAGGAAAAAUUAUUUAUUAUUCCAAGUUAUUCCAAUUUCGUCAAACGCGUGGGAUACUAAUCUCGUGAAAGUUAAUCCUUCAUUUGUUUCCAUUAAUUGGAAUGCCGGGGGAGGCGGGGCUUUUGCCGUCAUUCCACAUAAGAAUGUUGGUAAAAUUCAUGACGGUAUACCACUUUAUCGCGCACAUACCGCUCCCGUUUUGGAUACAGACUUUGCGAACUUUAACGAUAACGUUAUUGCAUCAUGUGGGGAAGAUUCCAAGGUAAUGAUUUGGACAGUUCCAGAAGAACUCGGUGAACCAGAAUCUCCUGAUAUUGAACCCGUAUCAAAAUUGACUGGUCAUGGAAGAAAAGUUGGUCAUGUCCUAUUUCAUCCUGUGGCAGAUAAUGUUCUUGCCUCUUCAUCCGCGGAUCUUACCAUAAAAUUAUGGGAUAUUGAAAAAGGUGUAGAAAAACAAGAACUCAAAGGUUUCUUGGAUUUUGUACAAUCUAUGUCUUGGAAUUGGAAUGGUAGUUUAAUGGUUACUACAUGUCGUGACAAGAAACUCAGGAUUUUUGAUGUUCGAUCUAGUAAGGUAGUUCAAGAAGCCGCAAGUCAUCAGGGUAUUAAAGGGUCUAGAGUAGUAUGGCUUGGUGACACUGAACGACUUGCGACAACAGGUUUUUCCAAGAUGAGUGAUCGUCAGGUUUAUCUUUGGGAUUCAACUCAAUUAGAGAAACCUAUUAAAACUAUGAUGUUGGACACAUCAUCUGGGAUUGUUAUGCCAUUUUAUGAUGAAGAUACAAAGAUAUUGUAUUUGGCAGGCAAGGGGUCAGUAAAAGAUGUGUUGAAGACUGAUGGGAAUAUUCGAUAUUAUGAAUUCGAAAAUGAUGAAUUAUUCUUUUUGUCAGAGUACAAAUCAUCUGAACCUCAACGCGGAAUGGCAUUUAUGCCUAAACGUGGUGUAAAUGUUAAUGAAUGCGAAAUUACCAAGGCUUAUAAAGUUACUAGUAAUUGUAUUGAACCAAUUUCAUUUGUAGUGCCACGAAGGUCUGAUGGUUUUCAACCUGAUUUAUUCCCUCCGGCAUUAAGUGAUGAACCAGCAUUAACAGCCGAUGAAUUUUUUGGAGGUAAAAAUGCAAAUCCAAAAACUAUUGAUUUAGAAAAUGGAUUUGUUGCUAAGGAGAAGAAAGAGUUUGUCUCUUCCGCGCCAAAAGAAGAAGAGAAAAUUCCAAAAACUGAAAAGGAUGUAUGUUUUAAAGAGGCUUAA
This is a messenger RNA of Funneliformis caledonium, 1620 nucleotides long. The record is from the annotation of a GenBank genome assembly. NCBI's taxonomy places the organism in Eukaryota, Fungi, Glomeromycota, Glomeromycetes, Glomerales, Glomeraceae.